This is a messenger RNA of Motacilla alba alba, 7037 nucleotides long. RefSeq names its product thioredoxin domain containing 11 (gene TXNDC11). The record is from RefSeq and is a predicted model, not a curated record. The coding region runs from base 3895 to 6588 and encodes 897 amino acids. The transcript is spliced from 12 exons. Lineage: Eukaryota; Metazoa; Chordata; Aves; Passeriformes; Motacillidae.
CGCCGCCGUUCCCAGAGGCGGUGCUGCUCCGGGGCCUGGGGCAAAGCCGCCGGCGGGGCCUGGAGGGCCGGGGUCGCCCAGCGGCGCCGUGUACCCGCUGCGGCCGGGCCGCGUCGGGCACGGGCAUCCCCGGGCUGGGGGACGGAUCCUCCUCCCGGGCCCCACCACAUGCGGUCCCCAGGACAACUGCGACCGGUCGCGUGUCUCCCUCAGCGGGAUGGCAGCGGGGUGGCCAGGGGCGAUAAGAACGUGGGUGGGGGUGGAACGGAGUGUUUUAGGAGACAUCUGCCCCACCGCAGGUAUCGUGCUGUGGCGGCAGAUUCGCGGGGGCACACGCUUCUCAGGACAGUGUCAGGAUAUGCAGGGCGGUGUCUGAGGAUGAACCAGGCUCUGCUCGGUGGGGCUCAGGAAUGUGACAGGAGGCAAUGGACAGGAACUGAUGCCCAGGAAAUUCCACCUGAACAUGAAGAAGAAUUUCUUCCGUUAGUGACCAGGUACUGGGACAGAUUGUACAGUGAGGCUGUGCAGUCUCCCUCUCUGGAGGUAUUCCGGAACCAUUUGGACAUAAUCCUCUGCCAUGUGCUCUGGAAUGACCCUGCCUGAGCGGGGAGGUGGAAUCAAAGGGCCUCCUGUGGUCUCUCCAACCUGACCCGGUCUGUGGCCCUGUGACAGGCACGUUGUUGAGAUGGAGCUGCUUUCGCUCGUCUCCGGAGGUUCCCGGGACCUCGCGCUGCCGCCGAUCGGCCGAGGGGGCUCUGGGCUGCUGCCCUGCCCUCAGCGCUCUCGGCAUCGGCGGGGGCCGAACGAGUCUGCCUGGAUCGUGUGUUGGUCACCACCUCCCUUUGCCUGCACCUGCUUCCGACACAAAGAUGUUUCGUGUUUUCCCUCCCAGUCUGGUGGUGCUCCUCUUGGGAGCUGGAACUUCCUUCUUUGCAAAGGGCUCUCCAGUUCCUGUUUGCUGUUUGCUGUCCUGCUGUACGAAGAGCCAGGAGAUGUUUGUGCUGGAGGGGCGGGGAGCAGCAAUGAACGGCGGGCACAGGCCGCUCGGUUCUGGAGCCUGAACCAGGGUCUAAAUCCUCUGCAUGGGUUUUAGGUCAAGGUGACUGUUACAUGCUCCAGGUCAUACUAUAUUAAGAACAUUUAUUGCACUUGGAGUUUAAUUUUGAGAUUAGAGAAGGCUACAAGGUGCUGAUUAUGUCCCUGUUCCCCAGCAUCUGACAGAUUUUUGUUCCACAAAACACUUGAUUCACAGGUAAUGCGUCUGAAAAAUGCUAAAGCUUUCUUUGCUCACCUGUCCACAAAGGGUGUACUAAUUAAAUCAGAAUGAAUUUUAAGUCUGUGAAUGAGUGCCUCAGAGUAGAUGUGCCUCCAUUCCAGGAGACUGUGAAUAGUGAUAAUGUAGAUGAAAUUGUAAAGCUCUUGCCAUAUUUCAGAAUGUGUGGUGAAGGAUUUGCUUCCUGCUCUCCUGUAUUCAAAACCUGCAUAUUCCUUUCAUUUUACUGCUAGCUGUUUGAAAGCUCACCAGUGGAAUGUGAUUGGAAUGUGGUUGUCACUACCCUGUAAUCUAGAAGUUUGAUUAAAGGGGUUCAGCUUUUAAGAGAGUGGUUAAAUAGACUUACAUCAGUUAGGUAUUCCCUGUUUGGUUGCUGUCAGAAAUAUAGAAAAUUAAAGUGUAAAAAUUCCUUGUGAAGUUUGGAGCAUGGAUAAUUGCACAUGUUAACUAUAAAUACAGGACAUAGUUUCUCACCACAUGUCAGUAUGAUUUACUAGCAAGACACAGCACUAGGGCAUAGGUACUACCACUGUUCUUACAAUAUAUAACUUUCUAUAUCAAUGGAUAAAAAGUACAGAAAGGGAAAAUUCCUGUACUGCAAGGCAGUCCAUUAGUGGGAUUUGAUGUCUUGUGAGUUUAGAGUGAGUCAAGGAAUAGCCAAAUGAGACCUGACCUAGCAUGGGUUGGUAUGGAAAGCCUGUGGUCUAGAACCUGAAUUAUUUCUGGCACUAUGCAAAUGUCUUUAAAACAACCCCACUCUCAGGAUUGUGCAGUCAAAGGGGUUGCUGGUCCUGUUGGCACUUGUAUAUGCUUCUGUUUAUUAGCAGGGUGUUCUCAUAGAAAGUUUGGCGCUGGCAGCAGCUAAAUAACACAAUCAAUAUUUUAAUAAACAGUUUGUGCUUAUGGUGUUUGUGUAAUUGUUUCUUAUGUAAUCCUCAGUUUAUAUGUGUGUAAAUUUCAGGAGUGUUCUUAGGGAAAUUAGUCAAGGUAUUCUGUUAUAUGUUUGGUAUUGCAGAGGAAGACACUACUUAGCAAAUCUCCUUAAGCGGCUGUUAGCUAUUGAUUUAUUAUGUUUUGGUUUUUAGUAGUUACCGGAGUUUUUUCUCGUAUUUGAAGGUAGUCAUGUAGUUUCUGACUCACUCGUGUCAUGGGACUUCUGCUGAUGUGUUCUACCCAUUCUUAAAAUUUGGAGCCAAUUCAUUAUCUAAUUUUUAAGUCUCAUGCUGUAAUUCUUGAAGCAAUCAUCCUCUUUCUGUUUAAUUCAGUAGAGGAAGCAGAGGUUUUAAACAUAUUGAGGUUGUCUGUUUUCACUAAACUAGAUGGAGAGGAGCAAUUCUAGCUGCUGUCUCUCAAGAAGUGUUGUGCUUUCAGCAGCUGAUCAGGCUGUGUGUGCCAGAGCUCACACUGGAGCUGUGUCCUGUCCAGCUGGCAGGCAGAAAUCAUGGGAAGAAGCUGCAGUUUGGAUUAGCAUGGGGUGCAGGAACAGCAGGGAACCAGAGGUGUUGGUUGUGAGGUGACUGAAGACCUUGAGGGAUGGGAAGGAGGUGCUGAGAUGGUGGCUGGGGAGAAGGGAAGGAACACAGGUAGAAGUCCAUAGAAGAAAGUAGAUUUUUGAUAAUCUGUGUAAGAACAUAAUGUUGUGACUGGAUGAAUUAAAGAAUCAUAAACAGGAGGAACCAUUUAAAAUUUUCAAAGUUCUGAUUGUGAAGAUUUGAUUUUGAUGCAAUUUUAUAUACAAAUUAAGAAUUUUUAUAACUUGUGAUAUAUACUGAGGUCAAUUCUAAAAUGUUAAAAGCUUAAGUGAGUACCCUGGAAAUGAGAAACAAGCUACAAUACAGUUUUUUGCUGUAUUAUAAAGACAAAGGUACUUCUUAAAAACUAGAUAGAUUGUAAAGUUUGAAAGUGUGACACAGUUUUUAGGAGCUUGCUUAAUAUAUGAGUUUGGCAGUGUUCAAGGCUCAAUAAUUCUAUCACAAUAAAAUUUUAACCUGACAAGGAUCAAAUAUCAGAUAAUAAGAUUUUUGUAUUAGCUUUUUAUUGCAAGAAAGUAAAAGAAAUGCACACAAAGUAAAGAAAUGCACAGUCUUUCCUAAAACUUCCAGUCCUGGUAUGAACCAUGGCAAAAUUGAGCAUGACAGUCUUGUCCAUUUUUCAGUCUGGCUUACUGUAGUGUAAAUAUAGCUAGGGAAAAAUUUUAAAUGAAGACUAUAUAAAAAGAGAGUAUGAUCAUUCACUUGCAUUUAAGGCAGAUUAUACCAUGGCAACUUCUGAACACUUGGGAAGUCCCAAACUCUGGAUUGUUUGAUUGCUGAUUGGAUAGAAAGGGUUUCUUGAGUAUUUGGUUUAUGUUCUUCGUAUUACUUACUGGCCAAUCUGUUUUCUCUUUAAAAACUUCAUCUUUCAUAAUCUCUUUAAAUUUAGACUAUUUGUUGAUGCUGUUCUUACACUGAUGUGCCCUGAGCAGUUUGCAGUCCCUGCUCUGAUCAGUAAAAUAAACUAGUGCACAUUUAUAUAUCUUUUCCUAAUAGAAUAUAAAACAAAGGAAGUAUAGACUACUGUAAAAGGCAGCAUAAGGCGGGGUAAUAGGCUCUGUUUAUAUAAACAACCCAUCACAGAACUUUAUGACCAGUAUCUCCUUUCUUAUCAGGCUGCUGUUACCUAAAGUACAAGUGUUAAAAGAGGAUGAGGCCAGGGAAGAAAUCAAAAGAAAUCAUUCUUCCUGCCGAGCAAAAGAUGUAACAAUGCCAGCGAAGCUUCCAGUGAAUUUUUUCUCCACGAGAUCUCCAGUGAUUGAUCUUUUCCGGGGGCAGUUGGAUUAUGCAGAUCAGCUCCGGCAGGAUUCAGAAAUUGUGCUGUAUUUCUUCUACGCGCCGUGGUGCGGGCAGUCCAUUGCAGCAAGAGGAGAAAUAGAACAUGUGGCCAGCAGAUUGUCAGACCAGGUGCUGUUUGUGGCUGUAAAUUGCUGGUGGAACCAGGGGAAAUGCAGGAAGCAGAAGCAUUUCUUUUAUUUUCCUGUGAUACACUUGUACCAUCAGAGUUUUGGACCAAUUGAAUACAAAGGCCCUAUGAGUGCUGUUUAUAUUGAAAAGUUUGUUCGCCGGGUGAUGACACCACUACUCUACAUCUCGUCUCGAUCAAAAUUACUAGAUUUCCUCUCAAAUUAUGAGCCUGGACUUGUGGGAUUUUUUGAGUUCAAUGCUUCACCUCAACCGCCUGGUUAUUUAACAUUCUUCACAUCAGCAUUACAUUCAUUAAAGAAAGAUUACCUUGGGACAAUCCGCUUUGGAGUGGUCACGAAUAAACGUGUGGCAGAGGAGAUCUCCCUGGUGCACUCUGGCAGUGUGUAUUUGCACAGACAUGCCAACACAUCUCUUAUCUAUCCAAAAGACAUCAUGAACUUCACUGCUGAGAACAUUUGCAAGUGGGCUCUGGAAAAUCGGGAGAUGCUCAUACGCUGGCUGAGACCACAUGGUGGGAAAAGCCUUCUUCUAAACAAUGAGCUGAAGAAAGGACCAGCACUUCUCAUAUUUAUACCUUAUAAUCCCCUAGCAGAAAUUCAUCCUCUUUUAGAUGAAAUUACCAAAGUGGCCUUGGAAUACCACAAGUGUAAUAAAACUGAGGCAGAUCUUCAGCACGUAGGAGACUCUGAUUCACCAGCUUUUGAUUCCUCUGUAACAGAUGCACACCUGAAGUUCUCCGAAACAUUUCCCAUAGCCAAGUACCCGUGCUGUAACACAGUGGUGCUUCCACAGUGGCACUCCAUCUCCAGAACUCACAACGUCUGUGAGCUCUGUGUUAACCAGACUCUUGGUGUCAAACCAAAUAAAGUCCAUGUGCCACACUGUAACUUUUUAGAGAUAGAAGCAGCUUUGGACUCUUUCUACCUCCAGGAACAUACCUUUUUUCAAGUAAUAUCGAAUACCAUAGAAUGCAGCAAUUUCUUAAGUUUCUAUAGUCCCUUUAGCUAUUACACUGCAUGUUGCAGGACAGUAAACAGGCAUUUUUUAAGUUUCAUUAGUUCUGAGAAGACCAUCUUUCAGACCCCCAAAGUAGCGUUUUCUUCCCAUGGGAAGAAAGAUAACACUCAAUUUUCUAUUCCUCACAUUGAGGAUAGGAAUUGUUUUAUUCCUGACCUUAAUAUUAGUAGCACGAACAUUACUGGUCUGAGCUGCAGGACCAACAAAACCUUGAAUCUCUAUCUACUGGAUUCAAAUCUUUUUUGGAUAUAUGCAGAGAGACUAGGAGCAUCAAGAUCUACUCAUCUUAAGGAAUUUGCUGCCAUUGUUGACCUGAAAGAGGAAGUGCACUAUGUCCUGGACCAGAAUCAGUCACUUGUUGGACCUACCCUGGAGAACUUCAUUAAAAAUUUCAGCGUUCUCUACAGUCCCUUGAAAAGGCAUCUGGUUGAUGACCCUUCAGUCCAUUUUCAUGAAGAGCAUGUGGUCACCGAAGUGACCACGAGCACCUUUCACCAGACCGUGUUCCUGAGUGCCAAGAAUGUCUUGCUGCUGUAUUACGCACAGUGGUGUGGAUUCUGUGCUUCUCUUAAUCACAUCUUUAUUCAACUUGCUCGGCUUUUGCCUCCUGACAGUUUCACUGUGGCAAGAAUUGAUGUGACUCGAAAUGACCUGCCCUGGGAAUUUAUGACAGACCGUCUCCCAACCAUUUUAUUUUUUCCUCAUCAGAGGAAGAAGCAAAGUGUGAAGUUCCCCGAAGACUUUUCAGUUAACCUUCCUAAUCUGCUGAAAUUUAUUUUACAUCACUCAAGUCUUUCUCCAUCAGAGCCCUGUACCAAAGAAUGCCUACAUAAAGAGUCAGUUCUACAGCAAGGACACAUCUCACACUUAGAGAGAGAAAUUCAGAAGUUAAGAUCAGAAAUCAGUGCCCUUCAUCAGGCUCAUGACCAGCUUGAAGCACAGCUUUCUGAGGCCAGGAGAGAGGAACAGAGACUACAGCAGCAAAAGCACACACUGGAAAAGCAGCACAAGAUUCUGCAGCUCCACAGUGAGCAAUUACAGGCCACGUAUGACCAGAAGAAUCAAGAAUUGUUAGAAAUGGCUGAAAAGCUUCAAGAAUUAGCUGAUGCAUCAGAAAACCUUCUUAAAGAAAAUGCUUUAUUGAGAAUUCUGGUGGCAUCAAGAGGAGGAAAGCUACAGAGCAAAGAUGAAAUUGAAGAACCCCUUCAAUCUGAGCAAACACUUUCUGAAGAUAAUGAUAUAUCACUUUCAACAGCUACUGCUGCUUUAGAGGAAGAAAGGAUUGGUAAUAUUGAUACCAUAGAGACAGAGCAUAGUAGUGGAAAUAGGACAGAAUAAUUGCUUACACAAACUCAAGUGAUGCAGUAUUGGGUAGGUAUUUAUGCAAAUUUUAUUGACAUUUAUUGUAAAUAAAGACUUCCCCCCACAUGAUCUAGAAAAAGAAAAAUCAAACGCAAUAUUUUUGUAUACUUGAACAACUUAUUAGAUACCCCCAUCUUAAGAGGAGAAUGGAAAACACUUCUGCACUUUACUAUUGCACUAACUUGCAAACACCUAUCCAUUUAAAUGAAAGAUACUGGUUUGUAGGGGCAGCAGUGUGCAGCACCUGUGACCAAGGACCAGUUAGUUUUCACUGGCUUUCUCUUACAGCUGCUAGAAGGGAAAUCAGACCUUUGAUUUAUACUCUUCCAUAAUUUCUGAAAUUUGCCCUUUACACUGCAUUCUCUUUACUGAAUUAAAAUAGAUACUUCAUCUGUGUAAUCAGUAAACUUGAAUGGACAAAGUCA